Polistes dominula (European paper wasp) is the source of this 897-nucleotide messenger RNA. RefSeq names its product protein toll-like. Gene Ontology annotation, cellular component: plasma membrane. NCBI's taxonomy places the organism in Eukaryota, Metazoa, Arthropoda, Insecta, Hymenoptera, Vespidae. Gene Ontology annotation, molecular function: protein binding. The record is from RefSeq and is a predicted model, not a curated record.
AUGGUCAAAUUUACAGAUAUAAAAAAAGUCGAUUGUAAUAAUCUUGGUUGGAAUGAAWUAMAUAUURURAGAARAGAAUUCGCAGAUGUAGUCGAUUURGURAAGUUUAAAAAUUGCYAUUUACCAAGAGAAUUUACAUUAAAACAAAUUGUCGAAAGAUUUGGAAUUAAAGAAACAAAUGGACUAAGCUUUCAAUCUUAUAGCGAGCUCAGUACAGAACUUAAAAGAGAGGAUCUUGAAGGAUUUGAAGAUUUGAUUAAAUUAGUUUUAUCCUAUAAUAGUUUAACUAAUAUAUCAUCUGAUUUGUUUAGCAAUUUUUCURAAUUGGAGUUUCUUGAUUUAUCURAUAAUACUYUUGUUUUGAGCAAAGAUACUUUUAAURAAACUKUGWAUCUUAAGCAACUURAUUUAARUGGAAAUGAUAUAASACAGCUYCCCCCUAAAUUAUUUGAUAAUUUAAAWWAUUUAGAAAUUCUAGAUCUUGAAAGAAAUUUAUUGRAWGACCUUGAUGKUGAAAYAUUUAARGAACUAACGUCAUUAAAAUAUUUAAACCUAAGAACAAAYUUUUUGUCUGAUUUACCAGAAUUUWUUUUAUCUAAUUUACAGAAUUUAGAAACAAUUGAUUUGUCCGAUAAUUAUUUCAAGAGUUUUCGAUCAAAUUUGUUUAGURARAAUAAAAAAUUAAAGAAAGUAUUGWUAAAUGGUAAUARAGRAGAAUUAAAAAYAUUGCCGAGUAAAUUUUUAAAUGAUAAARAAAAUCUUGAGGAGGUUGAAUUAAGAAGAAGUCAUUUGGAGAGUAUACCAGAAAACCUUUUCUGGUAUUCAACAUCUUUAAAAUAUAUCGAUUUGAGUUGGAAUUAUAUUACAAGAUUACCAGAAUCUAUCUUUAANAUUUAA